CUCCUUUAUAAUAUACCGCACUUGUUCUUCUUCCUAGUGGUUUAGCUCCAAUCAAAUUAAGGACGCCCCAUUCCCAUUCUCAUUCGCAUUCUCAUUCCCAAUAUCACCCAAUCCUCAAUCUCCAAUCCCAACAACCAUCUGUUUCAGUUCUUCAUUCUUGAAAACAACUUCAUAGUAACAACACUAAACAGUACUCUAACUUUCACCUUUGCAGUAUCAUCAUAUAUAUUCCAUCAAUGGGUUCAUCCUCUCCACCUGAUACAAGCAAAACGGCAAAACUAGAACGUUACAACACAUACAUCCGCAAAUUAAACACCACUAAACUCAUCUCAGCUUCAUCUAAACUCCUUUUUCGUGUUACCCUUUUAAUAUCUCUCUUAUUAAUCUUCUUCUUCAUCGUUAAUAUUAAUUACCCUGCCUUAACAACAUCCUCAAACUCUAACAACCCACACAUUAACCACCGUAUCCUCUUCUCUUCCGCCUUUUACGGUGGUGGUGUCACGUGGGAAAAACAAGUACGACGAUCUUCAACUCCAAAACGGGUCAACGGACUAUCCGUUUUAGUUACCGGGUCAGCUGGAUUCGUUGGGUCCCACUGCUCAUUAGCAUUAAAAAAACGCGGUGAUGGAGUGUUAGGCAUUGACAAUUUUAAUUCUUAUUAUGACCCGUCCUUAAAACGCGCUCGCCAGAACAUGCUUGCCAAGCACGACAUAUUUAUCGUUGAAGGUGAUAUAAAUGACGUGUCAUUACUCGGCAAGCUAUUCGAUAUUGUUCCGUUCACACACGUGUUACAUUUAGCAGCACAGGCUGGAGUUCGUUACGCAAUGCAAAACCCUCUAUCUUACAUAAGUUCAAAUGUGAACGGAUUCGUUACUGUAUUAGAAGUGGCUAAAUCGGCAAACCCACAGCCAGCUAUUGUAUGGGCAUCAUCAAGUUCAGUUUAUGGGCUAAAUACGAAAGUGCCGUUUUCCGAAAAUGACCGUACUGAUAAACCAGCUAGUCUUUAUGCUGCUACCAAAAAAGCGGGUGAAGGAAUUGCUCAUAGUUAUAAUCAUAUUUACGGGUUGUCAUUAACCGGGUUACGGUUUUUUACUGUUUAUGGACCUUGGGGUAGACCAGACAUGGCUUAUUUCUUCUUCACUAAGGAUAUGAUACAAGGAAAGGCUAUUAAAGUUUAUGUUAGUCAAAAUGAUAAGGAUGUGGCGCGUGACUUUACGUAUAUUGAUGAUGUGGUCAAAGGUUGUGUAGGCGCGUUGGAUACGGCGGAAAAGAGCACCGGUAGUGGUGGAAAGAAGAGAGGUCCGGCGCAAUUAAGAGUGUACAAUUUGGGGAACACGUCACCAGUGUCGGUGAAGAAGUUAGUGGCUAUUUUGGAAAAUUUGUUAAAUGUGAAGGCUAAAAAGAAUGUGGUUAAAAUGCCAAGAAAUGGUGACGUUCCAUUCACACAUGCUAAUGUGAGCUUGGCGUAUAGAGACUUUGGAUAUAAGCCAACAACAGAUUUGUCAAGUGGAUUGAGGAAAUUUGUUAAGUGGUAUUUAAGUUAUUAUGGGAUUCAAUCAAGGAUAAAAUAGGAAUUAGCUAAUCCCAAUCAAGUCUUAUCAUCAUAAUCACAUGGAGGACACAAAAGGUCAAAAGAAAUAGUGGGUCCCAUUCCUUUUUUCCUCUUUUUUUUUUUUUUUUUUUAAUUUUGCCCCAUAUUUAUUUUACACUUGAUAUUAGUUUCUUUAAUGUAUUGGAAUCAUAUCAUGUUACUUUUGUUUUAGCAUAGGAUAUAGAAGUUUAUAAGGAAAUAUGCCAAGUAUAGACUAUAUGAAGUGGUGUUUGUAAUAAUGAGUCUUGUUUGGAAUUUUUAUUUAAAACAACAAACAGAAAACUGUUUGAGUUUUUCUUGCACCACAAAAGAUGGUGCAGACCAGCCUAAUUUUACUACCAAUAUGUUGAGAAAGCAAUGAUUCUUUCAAGAUUUC
Messenger RNA from Lycium barbarum (goji berry), 1967 nucleotides. RefSeq names its product UDP-glucuronate 4-epimerase 6-like. Lineage: Eukaryota; Viridiplantae; Streptophyta; Magnoliopsida; Solanales; Solanaceae. The transcript is spliced from 3 exons. The record is from RefSeq and is a predicted model, not a curated record. Bases 237 to 1571 code for a protein of 444 amino acids.